Aspergillus versicolor CBS 583.65 is the source of this 1525-nucleotide messenger RNA. Its product is annotated as FAD-binding oxidoreductase. The record is from RefSeq and is a predicted model, not a curated record. Bases 1 to 1407 code for a protein of 468 amino acids. NCBI's taxonomy places the organism in Eukaryota, Fungi, Ascomycota, Eurotiomycetes, Eurotiales, Aspergillaceae. The transcript is spliced from 8 exons. Gene Ontology annotation, molecular function: FAD binding; oxidoreductase activity.
AUGCUUACCGAAUCGCAAGUUCAACAAUUCAAAGACAAGCUCACCGAGAGCAUCUUUGUUACUCCACAAGACGCAGAAUACGCAAAUGUUAUCAAAAGAUGGAAUGACGUCGGCGAAAGGCGUGCUGGUGGCAUUGUACUAGCAGGUUCCGAAAGAGAUGUAUGUAUGGCAAUAACUCUCGCUGUCGAUUUCAGCCUUGAUCUCGCUAUUCGUGGCGGCGGCCACUCACACUUUGCGGCGUCGUCUACUGAAGGAGGUAUCGUGAUUGACUUGCGCAAUAUGAAUAAAGUCACUGUGAACGACGGAGUGAAGACCGUCACGGUUGAAGGUGGAGCUCUCUGGUCGGAUGUGGACGAGGCGCUCGGUGCAAAAGGGCUUGCGGCUGUCGGGGGUACUGUGAAUCAUACGGGGGUCGGCGGGUUGACUCUAGGAGGAGGGUAUGGCUGGCUCUCCGGGCAAUAUGGGUUAGCCCUGGACAACCUGCUCAGUGCACGAAUUGCGCUUCAAGAUGGCCGAAUUGUUGAAGCGUCAGCUACAUCUCAUACUGACCUUUUCUGGGCGAUUCGGGGAGGCGGUGGUAAUUUUGGCGUUGCUGUGGAGUUUGUAUUCCAGGCAUAUGAAAAGCAGGAUGAAGUAUUUGCUGGAAUGCUUGUCUAUAAUCUAGACAAAGUGCCGGAGAUCGUCCAGCUUCUGAAUGAAUGGAGCAGCGAGCAACAGCCUAAUGAGAGUGUCUUGCUUGCUGUUGUAUCUCCACCGCCAAACGGCCAGGCAAGUAGAAUAUUGAAUCCUGCGAUCGCUGUUGUCCCAUUCUACGACGGCCCCGAGGACGCAGCCCGCAAGCGAUUUGAAAAACUCCUAUCUAUUAACCCUAUCGCCAACGGAACAUCGAUGCUACCCUACGCAAAGGUAAACUCCCUGCUCCUGGACGGGGCAAAGCACGGCGGCCGGAAAUUUCAAGCAGGGGCAGUCUGGGAGCCGCCCUUGCUUCUUGAACAGCUGGACGAGGUGAUCGGAGAAUAUUGUGCGAUGCUGGAAGCCUAUCCCGAGACAGCAGGGUCGGCGGUGCUCUUCCAGUUCGAUCAUCCUGCUAAGAUAGCUUCUAUUCCGAUUAAUGCAACGGCCUUCGCGAAUCGUGGAUACCACCGUCUCGCCAUGGUCGAGGUGAAAUUUAAAAAUGCAGCCCUGGACGCUGUCGCUCUGAAGUGUGCAAAGAAGAUCAUACGGACUCUCGAGGGUUGGGACAGGGCCUCAGAAAAUGGAGCCGGAGUGAAGGUUUACUCCAACUACGCAACUGGCGAUGAAGAUGCACGGGAAAUCUUUGGAACCAAUCUCGAGCGCUUGACAGAGGUAAAGAGGGCGUAUGACCCUGGAAACAUCUUCAACAAGUGGUUUCCAAUUCGCCCUUAGCAAUAUCGUACAUAAGAUGCUUGCUCUUACUAGGCUGGUGUGGCGUGAACCAGUUCAUGUUCUUAAAUAUUUAUCAUUGAACUAUUUAACUAAUAAGGGGAAUAUUACGGAAGGAUAG